Messenger RNA from Hyposmocoma kahamanoa, 1996 nucleotides. RefSeq names its product glutamate-gated chloride channel (gene pHCl-1). Gene Ontology annotation, molecular function: chloride channel activity; extracellular ligand-gated monoatomic ion channel activity; neurotransmitter receptor activity. Gene Ontology annotation, cellular component: membrane; neuron projection; synapse. Gene Ontology annotation, biological process: nervous system process; regulation of membrane potential; chemical synaptic transmission. The record is from RefSeq and is a predicted model, not a curated record. Bases 100 to 1686 code for a protein of 528 amino acids. NCBI's taxonomy places the organism in Eukaryota, Metazoa, Arthropoda, Insecta, Lepidoptera, Cosmopterigidae. The transcript has 15 exons.
GGGCGGCAUGAUGUGGCGGCGUGCGCGGACGGAUCGAGCGCGUUGACCGUCUCUCCACAUGCCGACAACACUCUGCAGUCAGCAGAAAGAUGUCCUAAUAUGGGUUGGCCAUGCGUGGUAGCACGCGUCCUCGCCUGCCUCCUCAUGCUCAGCAGAGCAUCUGCUCUUACAUCCGACAUUUUUGCAUCAGGAAAGUCGGACAAAGAGAUAUUGGACAAUCUCUUGAAAAACUCCCGCUAUGACAAAAGACUGCGUCCGCCAGUAGAGGAUCCAGAUUUCUGUUGUGGGCUUAAGACUCCCAACGACACUGUGGCUAGUCCGGCGGGGCUCCCGUCGCUUCGACCCCGGGCGCACAAUCGUGGUGUUCUCACCGUAAAUGUUAGCGUGCUACUACUUAGUUUAGCAUCUCCAGACGAAUCUAGUCUUAAAUACGAGGUUGAAUUUCUACUACAACAGCAAUGGUACGAUCCACGGCUGCGGUACUCCAAUUUGUCCCAAUACGACUACCUGAAUGCCAUCCAUCACCACGAGGACAUCUGGCUACCAGAUACUUAUUUCAUAAUGCACGGUGAUUUUAAGGAUCCGAUAAUACCAAUGCACUUUGCAUUGCGUAUUUUCCGCAAUGGUACCAUCAACUACCUGAUGCGGAGACAUCUUAUAUUAUCCUGUCAAGGACGGCUCAACAUCUUUCCUUUUGAUGACCCAUUGUGUUCAUUUGCCUUAGAAAGUAUUUCGUACGAGUCGUCAGCUAUAACAUACGUGUGGAAAAACGAUGAAGACACUCUACGGAAGUCACCAUCGCUGACCACCCUCAACGCCUAUCUGAUCCAGAACCAAACUAUUCCGUGUCCCAUAAAGGCCAGUUGGAGAGCUGAGGGUAAUUCACUUUACGAGGAAGACGAAGAGCUGACAUGUAAUCUUUGCCAGAGACGCUUUGAGGAGCAAGGUAACUACAGCUGUUUAAAAGUCGACCUAAUAUUUACAAGAGACCGAGCGUUCUACUUUACGACAGUUUUUAUCCCUGGAAUAAUUUUGGUGACAUCUUCCUUCAUCACGUUCUGGCUGGAAUGGAACGCGGUGCCAGCCCGUUCCAUGAUAGGAGUGACAACGAUGUUGAAUUUUUUCACAACUUCCAACGGGUUUCGAUCGACACUGCCAGUGGUGUCAAAUUUGACUGCAAUGAACGUUUGGGACGGCGUGUGUAUGUGUUUCAUCUACGCUUCACUACUGGAAUUCGUGUGUGUCAACUACGUGGGACGAAAGAGACCACUCCACAACGUCGUUUACAGGCCGGGGGAAAAUCCAGUCACUCAGCGACUGCCUGCUGUCCUGAGCAGAAUUGGCAUUAUACUGGCCAGCCCCUUGGAGGCGAUGGCAUUCCUCAAUUGGGCAACGUCAGACGCGCCUCAGCCGGCAACUAGUGGUGCUGGUGAUAAAAAGCGGGACUCGACCGGUGCCGCAGACUUAGUCACGUGUGCAACGUGUACAGGCCCACCAGGUUCCUGUAGUCAUACCACCAAUAACGGUGGAGUCACUGAGCCAUGUUUCGUCCAGGUUCGCAAAAAAGAACCACCGCACCCGAUCCGAGUGGCGAAGACCAUCGACGUGAUCGCACGGAUCACCUUCCCCACUGCCUACGCUGUGUUUCUUAUCUUCUUCUUCAUUCACUACAAGGCCUUCUCUUAAUGCUGUCUUUGCUGCUCCUGCUGCCUCUCCCUGCCGCGGGCCACUUCAUGUGGACAGACUAUUGUGUCUUUUUACAUCUUAUAUUUUUACUUAUACCGUCACAACUAAGUGCAACAUCAUACUAUGCUGAUAAUUUUGAUGAAAGUUAACUUUCAUUACGAAUUGUGAUUAUAUCCAUCAUAGUGAUCAUAUUUAACGUAAAACCUAAAUAAUAAGAAAGAUAAAAUUAAGCUGAAGACUAUCGUUGCAGCUUUCUAUUGUUAAUGGCAUUAACGACUACAUUCAGGUAGAGAUGAAUGCAACUUUUCUA